This is a messenger RNA of Oncorhynchus tshawytscha (Chinook salmon), 1011 nucleotides long. RefSeq names its product mitochondrial pyruvate carrier 2-like. Gene Ontology annotation, cellular component: mitochondrial inner membrane. Gene Ontology annotation, molecular function: pyruvate transmembrane transporter activity. Gene Ontology annotation, biological process: pyruvate import into mitochondria. NCBI's taxonomy places the organism in Eukaryota, Metazoa, Chordata, Actinopteri, Salmoniformes, Salmonidae. The record is from RefSeq and is a predicted model, not a curated record. The transcript has 5 exons. Bases 167 to 622 code for a protein of 151 amino acids.
AUCAUAGAGGAUAGCCAUGCCUGCUGUCAGCUAAUGGUUCACACAAUCUAUUCUGUCUGAUCCGUUCAAGUAGCCCAACGACAGGGUGUACCGGUGGUACAAUAAAGCGCGUUGCAUAUUUAUUUGAUUCUAAACUGUUGGUGCCAAGUUUCAACAGUCACCAGACAUGGCUUUAGUGGGAGUUAGAGCUUCAUACCACAGGAUUCUUAACCAGAUAGAGUUUCUACUACCUGGUAAACUGAGACCCAUUUACAACCAUCCUGCAGGUCCAAAGACAGUUUUCUUCUGGGCACCAGUGUGUAAAUGGGGUCUUGUUUUUGCGGGUCUGGCUGAUAUGACCCGACCGGCUGAUAAACUGAGUCUCUCUCAGUCUGGAGUACUCAUGACUACAGGUGUUAUUUGGUCCAGAUGGUCCCUGGUCAUCAUUCCCAAGAAUUGGUUUCUGUUUUGUUGCAACUGUUUUCUUGGUGCGUCGGGAGCCACCCAACUCUUUAGAAUCUGGAUGUACCAACAGGAAGUAAAGAAGCAACAAGAAGCAGAGGCUGCUGAACUAAAAAUAAAGCAGUUAGCAGAGGCCCAUCCAUUGUUGGAUUAUUUAGAACUAGCGACACUAACUAACUAGUGGAUCUGAUUAACUUGAUUAAAUGCAAUUUCAUCUUUGAGGACUUCAACGACCACAGAAUCGUCCAACUCAAUAACACCCCUCCCUCUGCAAAGCACAAUUCAUGCUGUUAAUUAAUAAGUAUGAGGUGAUAAUGUGAAGAUGACAGCACGUCUGCGUGAGGAUGAUGGUAAAAGAUUAGUAAAAGGUAAGAUUAGGCAAAGAAACAUACACAUUUACAAAUUCACACAACACUUUAAAGAUAGUGAAUGUUUGAGACUGAUGAUGGUUAAUGUUGUAUUUUUCAACGGUAAAACUUUGUUUUAGUCUUUUACCUCUUUGUCUGAUUUUAGGACGUUGUGGUAUGUAUAUAUUUAUUGAAAAUAAAUUCUAAAUUUGGGAUAAAACUG